Messenger RNA from Cuscuta epithymum, 1783 nucleotides. NCBI's taxonomy places the organism in Eukaryota, Viridiplantae, Streptophyta, Magnoliopsida, Solanales, Convolvulaceae. The record is from the annotation of a GenBank genome assembly.
GGCCCAGUGUAAUUGUGUAAAAGAGUCCAAGUUCUAAAGUAAAGAGGGGAAAGUAACGCAGCAGGUACGCGGCCAAGCCAAUGACGCGAUUCAAUCGCACGCGCGCCUGACGCCUCAACGAAUCAGCCGCUCAGCCAGCACCUGAGCACCGCCGAAUCGCCGUACUUCGCCGACUGCUGCCUUUCUCUCUCUUGAUUGCUGGAGUGGCGCCGUCUGCUACUGCCCAUUUAGGCCGGCCAAGGUUUUGGAUAAUGAUUGACAAAUUGCUGCCAAGUUCUGAAUUACUACUAUGUUUUUCUUGUUGAUAGGCUGUAAAUAAUUUCCAGAAUUUCCCUCUGCUUCCGUGUGCAUUUUGAGCUUACAAAAUUAGGAUGUUGGGCCUUUUGUUUCCAGAACCAGUUUUCUCCAAGUGUUUGAAACACAAAUAAACAACACUUGGUUGAUGGAAUUCCCUGAGUGGAUCCACGAAUUAAUGGAGUCUGAUGAAUGGUUCUUCCGCCAUAGCAUCAAGCUUCUGCUCCUCCUCGCACUACCGGUAUACAUUUCUUGUCGCUUCAUCACCGCCCCUUUCGGAAAGCACGUCCGUCCUGGGUGGGGACCGACCAUCCCCCCAGCCCUGGCCUGGUUUGUGAUGGAGAGCCCCACACUCUUUCUUACUCUCCUGCUCUUCCCUUUCGGCAAGAACCAUUCCAACCCGCUUGCCCAGAUCCUCAUAGCUCCGUAUUUGAUUCACUACACCAACAGAACCCUCAUAUACCCGCUCCGGAUUUACCUCACAUCUUAUCGCCUGAAAAGGUCUGCUGCCGGGUUCCCAGUGAGCAUUGCUUUGAUGUCGUUCACUUUCAACAUCCUGAAUGCUUACCUGCAGACUAGAUGGGUUUCUCACUACGCUGAUGAUUACGAAGGUGGUGUGGUGUUCUGGUUGCGAUUCAGUGCCGGAUUGGUGGUUUUUGUUGCCGGAAUGGCGGCAAACUGUUGGGCGGACAGAGUAUUGCUUGGGCUGAAGAGUGAGGGUGGUGGGUAUAAGAUACCCAGAGGUGGGCUGUUUGAGUAUGUUAGUUGCCCUAAUUACUUUGGGGAGCUUUUGGAGUGGUUUGGGUGGGGGGUGAUGAUGACUUGGUGGUCUUCAGCUGGAUUUGCCUUCUUCCUUUUCACUUUUGCCAACUUAGUUCCCCGCGCAUAUUCCCAUCACAAAUGGUAUCUGCAGAAAUUUGGGGAGGAUUACCCUACGAAAAGGAAAGCUGUCAUUCCUUUUCUCUAUUGAUGAGUAAUGGUUUGUUACCUUUAACCCCAUGACAAAGUAAAGGACUUGAAAUUUACCAUGUUUUCUUACUCUUCUCUUUUACAAGAAAAGGAAACAAGAAUUUGAACUUUGAGUGAAAGAAAGUCCCCAGGGUUAAAAUUUCUUUCGACUCCGAAAUAGAAAAUUUGAAGAAUAUUGGAUUUCAUAAAAACUGCGUUAUUUUAUUUUGUUAACCGAUUCCUUGAAAGUAAAAAAGGAAGAUAUGUGUUACAACAUGAUAGGAAAUCAACAAAGUAGUCAUUUUUUGUUUCACUAUUUAUCGUUGGAUUCCUAUCUAGUGAUCCAAGGCGUUUUCCUGGACGUGAACAUCACAAUCAUCAUGUCUGCUUGGUGUGUUCUGUUUUGCAUUAUUAUUAUUUUUCAUUCAAUCAUAAUAGUGCAUCUGAAUUAUGAUAGACUGAGGAAGGCAAGAACCAUUGUGUUAUGAGUACUCAUAUGUUGCACGAGAUUAAGUUUGGGAUUUAUUGAACUAUUUCAAGU